CAGCAAUUUGUAAUUACCGUGGGAUGUCAGCCUAGACGGUGCGAAUGCUAAUGCCAGAUCCAGUGUGUCCGCGAGCAGUCCGCCACCUAUGAGUACCGAAACGUUCGAAACAUCGGGCUAUCUGUUGACCACUAUGGGCUCAAUAAGUUUACAUCAAAAAACGAAAGCUACAUGAUAAUACUUUCGAAGUUGAUGGAAGUAACAAAGUCCUGCACUCAGACGGUGAAGCGUUACUACGCUGUCCCGCUUGAGACGGUGCAUACCUAUACGGAGCGAGCCGAGCUGUCGGCGAAACUCGAGCAGAAGCUCCAGAUACGGCACGAGAAAGCAAGCGUUCCAUACGCGGUUGCUCUUUACGGAUUAGGUGGGACUGGCAAAUCCCAGCUGGCGCUAGCCUACGCCGAGAAGCAUAAAGAUCGAUACAACCCCAUCUUCUGGAUCGACGCGACAGACGAGGAGGCAGUGCGAUCUAGCUUCAGACGAUGUGCCGCCGAGCUUAGGCUUCCAGAGGAGCGUGCGGAGAAGCAAGAGUCCGUUCUGACAGACGGAGUCGUGCAAGCAGUGCUCCGAUGGCUUCGCGACAGAACAGAGACAGACAACGAAUGGCUGGUGAUUGUUGACAAUGCAGACGAUGUCAGCUGGGGGAUCCAGAAGAUCAUGCCAAAGGGGAACCGGGGAAGCGUCGUCGUAACCAGCCGCGACGACAGAAGCGUGAGGCUCGUCCCAGGGGCCUGCGAACCGGUGCACGUUGGCGUUAUGUUACCGGUGGAAGGAGUGGCGCUUCUCCUCCAACACCUACAGCCCAGCGUAGAGUCGGCUUCGGAGGGGAUCCGACGCGACUGCGGCAAGAUAGCGCAACGACUUGGAUAUCUGGCGCUUGCCAUCGACCUUGCGGGCGCCUACAUUAGCAACGACUCCGCACCUGAGCAUGCCUUGUCGCAGUAUCUUGCGGAUUACGACAGACACCGCGAUGAGCUCCUACAAAUGGACGGCUUCCGGGGGCUGUUGCCAACACAGUUGACGGUGUGGACAGUGUGGGAUACCACCCUCGAGAAGAUUAAGAGAGAGCAUUCGCGUCUGCAGCCCGAGCUACUGCUGACUUUCCUAGCGCAGUUCAAAGGCAGCAUUGUGCAGGACGAAUUGUUCCGUCUGGCGUGUCUUGGCAUGACAACGGUCGACGCUCAGCUAGACGGUGAAGCUGACGAAGUCAUGCCGGUCGGUCUCCGGCAGUUUCUAUCACUUUACAAGGGUGAAUGGGAUAGUUUCCGGUACCGGCAGAGCCGCGAUGUACUGGUCCGCUACAGCCUGCUGCAUCGAGCGGAGGGGCAGUGGCCUGGAGUGACCAUGCACAGUCUUGUGCAAUGGCGAGCAAUGCAGAAGCAGAACGAGCCAGAUCGAUUGUGGCGCUGGUGGUAUAUAACGUUUAUUCUAGCGGCGUGCUGUCAAAUGACAGGAGGAAAGGAGCAGCCUGAGUUCCGCCGACAUCUGAUGGUACAUCUUCCGGAUAUAAGCAAAAACAAUGCCGAAGAUAGGGACCGGAGAAGAUAUGGGGAUUUUGUGGGAUUUAGGCUUGGUCGCGUAUAUUACGACGAAGGACGGUGGGAGGAGGCCGAGAAGCUGUUUGUGCAGGUGAUGGAGACGAGUAAGACCAAGCUCGGGGCCGAUCACCCAGAUACGCUAACGAGCAUGGCCAACCUUGCGUCGACAUUUUGGAACCAGGGCCGGUGGGAGGAGGCCGAGAAGCUGUUUGUGCAGGUGAUGGAGACGAGCAAGACCAACUCGGGGCCGAUCACCCAGAUACGCUAACGAGCAUGGCCAACCUUGCGUCUACAUACAGGAACCAGGGCCGGUGGGAGGAGGCCGAGAAGCUGGGGGUGCAGGUGAUGGAGACUCGCAAGACCAAGCUCGGGGCCGAUCACCCAGAUACGCUAACGAGCAUGGCCAACCUUGCGUCGACAUUUUGGAACCAGGGCCGGUGGGAGGAGGCCGAGAAGCUGGGGGUACAGGUGAUGGAGACU
Lasiosphaeria miniovina is the source of this 2018-nucleotide messenger RNA. Its product is annotated as P-loop containing nucleoside triphosphate hydrolase protein. The record is from RefSeq and is a predicted model, not a curated record. NCBI's taxonomy places the organism in Eukaryota, Fungi, Ascomycota, Sordariomycetes, Sordariales, Lasiosphaeriaceae. Gene Ontology annotation, molecular function: ADP binding; protein binding. Bases 172 to 1806 code for a protein of 544 amino acids. The transcript is spliced from 3 exons.